This is a messenger RNA of Ceraceosorus bombacis, 2430 nucleotides long. The record is from the annotation of a GenBank genome assembly. Lineage: Eukaryota; Fungi; Basidiomycota; Exobasidiomycetes; Ceraceosorales; Ceraceosoraceae.
AUGACUGCUUUGCGUGUUUGUGGGCUUCUCUGCCUUGCUAUCGGCAUCGGCAUCCUGAGCGUCGCUGCGCUUCCCCGCCAACCUGCACGUCGAGGGGGAGAAAAUGGACUUGGACUCAAGCCUGCAUCACCUUGCACCAAAGGCUUGCAUGUUUGGGUCCGCGCGGAUGAUCUUCGACCGUGAGUGAGGAUUGGGGGGAAUCUGAAGGCGCGCCCAUGUUCACCGUGCAGACUGACGCGUUUCAUUGCCAAUGUCCAGCUCGUCGUUGGUGGAAGGAGAAGCACGAUUGGUGAAUAAUCUGACUCAUCUGGCCGACAAGCCAGUUCUAGCAGAGCAGUGUCGCAUCGUGUCGUGGACUCUUGGCCUUCGACACCGCGAGCGCGUGGCACUAAAGUAUCCCGCGCUCGACGUGCAGCCACCUCAGAAGCCGCAAUGGAACUACACCUGGUCGAGCCCAUACUAUGGCUUGCAGGACGAGCUUUCCGUCUUUACGCCCUUCUCUCCGGAAAGGACUGCUUACGAGAAGCGCAUGCAAGAGUACGCCGACGCUAUGGCCAAGAGAGAGCAAUGGAUAGUAGCAGAGAAGCAGCGUCUUAACUUCGAGGCUGUCCGCGACAUGGGUGCGGUCGAGACACCCUCAGAGAGUGAGUAGGCACACCUUUCAGAACGCUACCAAGCGCCGGUACGAUCAGAAAAGUCGCCGCUCACCCUUCCUCGCCCCCUCCACAUAGAUUUGCAAGUCGUAGAGCUGGAGCCCUUUCUCAUUGCAGUACCGCCUGUCAUCUUCCCACCACGCGUCGAGGGUCACGGACAUGCAACAGGUCGGGGCUCGUCUAACGUCUCGGUGAGUCAUGCUGUGCCAGUCAUCUUGCCAAAACGUCCCUCAUCCUCGUAAUCACCACGCUGGCAGUACGCCCGUGAGCUCGACAUGGCGUAUUUUGCCCAAGCUCACUCAGCUGGAGGAGACAUCAUCGAGAUUGCAGCCGGACAGACGACGUCUGUGCCACCGCCAAUGUGGUCAUCCGACGCGGCGCCCAAACGUCGUCGAAUUCACCACUCGUUCAACGAGAGCAGCUGGGUGGAGGUCAUCCGGGAUGCGCGUGGUCCUUCAUUUACCCCCAGGGUGGUCCAUCUGCAAGGUUUGAACGCUUCUUUGACAUUCGAAAGUUUUUCGGCAUGGGUCCAAGGUAUGUCGCGCUCGCGCUGCGCGUCAGGCAUUGUCCGAGCUGACGCUCACCUGGCGUCACAGGGGACAAGCGUCAAGUGCAAGGAGAAAUGUUCCUCCAAGGCGACAGGUACCAUGUCGAGGCGGCACACUUUAAGAUUGUCCAGCACGUGCGCCCGGUGUGGGCAUCAUCGCAGCUGCUGGCAGAGACGCACAACACACGCUCGCUUGAGAUUGAGCUGCUGCGACGUGUCGGUUUGGCCGACAAUCUCAUCUUCACUGGCAAUGAGACCAGGCCUGAAAAGCAAAGCUCAUCCCGGAGCCGUCUCGCAGUGCCUUUGUCGGUGGAGGACCACCUCAGAGCUGCGAUAAAGCAGCGGAACGAAGGUGCACAGAUGGAGUGGAGCUUCAACAUACCUGCUACUGCCAUGACAUUGACGCCGCAGCCGAAUGGACGGACGCAACUGUCUGGGUGGGCAAACAUCUCGGACUCUGCGCCACUCACGACCAGCACGGCGGCUGCGUUCGAAGAUGUUGAAGCUUACGUCGUUGCCGAAAUCAUCUUGCGUGACCGUUCGGUGGAAGGCGUCGAGGACACGGCCAGUGGCGAGUCUUUGCGAUCUGAUCGCAUUCUCGAAGAAAAUUACGGGUGGGACAGCAGAGGAUAUCCCAAAAGCAAGGAAUGCCUCGCAGGCAUGCCGCAGUCCAUGUGCACUCUGCGCGGGCCGCAGUACCGUCUUACCGCCAUCUUUGAAGGAGUGUCCGUGCUACCGCGCGGCUCGCGCGCGCACUUCAAGACCAGCAAGAUACGCGACAUGGUGCGCGAGCAUCAGCGAUGCAAGACCAAUCCCGUCGGCUACCUCUCUCCAGAAGCUCGCGCACCCAUGUUCGUCGAGCCAAAGCAAGCCGCAACCGCUGCAAAGCACUUUUGCAGCAAUGACGAUUUUUUCCCUCGCAUGAAUGCUACCACGACGUCUCGCGAGCGUCGACCUGCAGAACAUGGUGCCCAAUCAACCAGCGACUCGGAGCUGCUCUUUGUCUCCAACAGGUGGCAGGGUCGCCGCCUCUUUUCGCACGAGGAGGAGGAGGAGUGUGGGGGAUUCAGUUGGACGACUCCUCAAGCACGCACCAGGGUUGGCAAGGUCUGGGCGGAGAAAGUCAUUUUGCCAGAGAUGGAUUUGUCUGACAUGGACGCGCAAGAAGGCGACGGUGAUCGUGACAUCAUGCGAGCGCCUCCGCUCGUGAUGCAGAAUGUGGCAGAGUGA